This is a messenger RNA of Psilocybe cubensis, 210 nucleotides long. RefSeq lists its product as uncharacterized. The transcript is spliced from 2 exons. The record is from RefSeq and is a predicted model, not a curated record. The coding region runs from base 1 to 210 and encodes 69 amino acids. NCBI's taxonomy places the organism in Eukaryota, Fungi, Basidiomycota, Agaricomycetes, Agaricales, Agrocybaceae.
AUGUCCGAGGCCUUGCGGUACCCCAAACCAAACACCACAGGUGGACAGUAUCCAAUGCAGGAAAUGCAUGCGCCAUUGGAGUACUCGUCACCCGAACACCCAGGCGGGACUACAACAGUACCAGUUGACCCCGCAAUGGCUACAAUGUUGGACGACAGUACCGUGAUCGACUUUUUUCUCAGCGUGCGUCUAAAAAUCAUGAGUCUGUAA